AUGGGGAUGAGGAGGAAGAAUUUGAGGUUGAAGAGGCGAGUGGUGUGCGGUCUGGGGGAGCCAAGGAAGGCUCCAAGUCCGUUCCGCAAGAUCCAUCUGAUGCUGAAACGGUGCCCGCAAGCGACUCACUCAUCGCUGCACUACCGACGGACCCCUAGGUCCUACCGCGAGGACCAAGAUCAAAAAAGUUGCCCUGCAAAUCUAAGACGGGCGAUGCUGUUGCAAUGGCUGUUCGUGCAUUGUUGGUCAGACUCUGAAGUGCGAAGGUCCGGCAACACGUGGGGAAGUAGCUGGUGGCCCUGCGCUUGGGCGAGCCGGGGUGGCGUUUUGUUUCGGUGUCCUGUGUCAGGUCGCGCCCAGCAUGGCGAGACCCUUAGGAUGGCACUGUUUCGAUAUCCUGUCAGACCUCACUGCCAAGUCUGCGUGAAGACUUCGGGCUCUUCCGAUCAGAUGUUCUCCAAUGUACACUUGUCAAGCUGUCGUCUUCGGCUUUCCGAACACCACGAAGCAGUGAACUGA
This is a messenger RNA of Symbiodinium necroappetens, 519 nucleotides long. Lineage: Eukaryota; Dinophyceae; Suessiales; Symbiodiniaceae. The record is from the annotation of a GenBank genome assembly.